AUGAGCGCAACAUCGUCGUCACCACCACCGCCGCUCGCCGCAGAGUCCUUUUCUCCCCUCCUCCCCAUCCUCAACGCCUUCAACCACCGCCACCACAACCAGCACCGCCUCGCCCACUGGUGGCCCGUGUUCCGCAGCCUGCGCCGUACAAUCCGCAACCUCAUUGACGAUCUCUCGCCGCCUUCCACGUCGCUCUCCUCACGACCUGCUGCUCGGCAACAGGCUUCGUCUCAAUCUAUUCCCCCCCGAGCCAUCUGGUUAAACAAACACUUUAUCCCCCGGGCAUAUGUGGCAUUCUCCCAACUCGCCGCCGACAACCAACAUGCCCCUCUAGGCCUCCUCCUCAUCGCCAUCCUUUCUCGCAUCCACACUGCCCUCUCUCCUCUCCUCUCAGUCGAUAAUCCAAUCACCAAGCCACAGCCAAAAACCAUUCGCUCCAAUGACCUCCUCACAAACCAAGACAAGGGCGUGGCAAUAGCCCGCCAGGAACUAUCUUUAGCAAAGACUACCACUCCCUCAACCUCAACAGAACGUUUGAAAUCUUCAAUUACCCAGAGUAUCCCAGAUUCAAAUGAGCAGCUGCAACAAAUCAGCAAACCGGACCGCGAAACCGUAAAGCCAGCCAAGAGCAAAUUAAACGAAGCAUCCUCAUCAUCAAUAUCAAAAGACAAGAAGAAAAAGAAAAAGGGCAAAGGAGACGCACUAUCCAGCCUAUUUGGCUCUCUCUCAUAA
Molecule: messenger RNA, 732 nt
Organism: Trichoderma asperellum CBS 433.97
Lineage: Eukaryota; Fungi; Ascomycota; Sordariomycetes; Hypocreales; Hypocreaceae
Biological process (GO): maturation of 5.8S rRNA from tricistronic rRNA transcript (SSU-rRNA, 5.8S rRNA, LSU-rRNA); nuclear-transcribed mRNA catabolic process, RNase MRP-dependent
Cellular component (GO): ribonuclease MRP complex
Molecular function (GO): rRNA primary transcript binding
Source: RefSeq, a predicted model, not a curated record